Porites lobata is the source of this 4983-nucleotide messenger RNA. The record is from the annotation of a GenBank genome assembly. NCBI's taxonomy places the organism in Eukaryota, Metazoa, Cnidaria, Anthozoa, Scleractinia, Poritidae.
AAACUAAUGGGUAAUGUGUUGCUACAUUUGGAGGAAGGAGAACGCCUUGACAUCAAUUGCACACAACUGCUGAAUAACGAGGUAAGAAAGAAGAAGAUUCAUGAACACGCUAGACAGUAAUCGUCUCUAAAUACCACAGAUAAAACCCAUUCUUGUGUUAAUUUUCGAGGAAGAAAGUGCCUGGCUUAACCAACCCGUCCGGUAAUGUUCAGCUAUAAUUGUUCACGAGAUUUUAUGAAGAGGGUCCGUAUCAUAAGUAGUGUGCCCCUGCCUUACACCGCCCUCUCCACACCCCUUCCCCCCCCCCAACCCCCAUGUUACUUCCUUUAAAUGUUGUAUCAGCUAGCAACGGUUUGUAUUUUCAGUUGGUUCUUUUGGGAGCCGAAGAAGGCCUGUAUUCCAUGUCUCUUGAAAAACCUGGAAGAAGCUCUCCUCGUGCUCUGCCUGGAAUAGACAGAGCUUUUCAACUUGAUAUCAUCAGUGAUCUGAAUCUCCUCAUCAUGAUAGCAGGUACUAUACUUGUGUGCCCCCCUUACUUAUAUGCCCCCCUCCCCCGCCGCCGCCAGCUAACAAAAAAAUACUUAACAAUUAUUCCUCGAGCCCGAAUAGGCUCUGAGUCAAUCGACGCAGACGCCAUGAGGGUGAGAUGAAUAAUUGUCUUAGUAAAAUCCAACUAGUUGGUCAAAAACAGUGAGGAUAAAAAAGCGAGUAAAUUUAAAAAGUGUUGUAAAAAACACUGCUAUGUAGCUUGUUUUGAAACGCUUUUUUGGUCCGGAUAUACUUGAACUGUUUAAAUUAUGCGCUCAUCUUUUAUGCAGUUAUGAAUAUCUCAUCUCGUAAACCUGUCGAUAUCAGUCGUUGGACAUCGUGCAUAAGCCCAAGGUGUCCCCUGCGACCUUAAGUUAGAGCAAACCAUUAUCGUUGACCUUGAAAGAUUUCGUCCAUAUAGCGCAGCCAAAAGCGUUUAAAAACGACGGCCCGAAUAUUUCAAGAUUCAGUGGUUUUCAGCCCAUCUCCUUUUUUUUUAACCUGUUAUUUCUUAUUGACUACUGAAAGUCCAUUCCACCAGGAAGUGGAUUGCCAUUUUUGAAAGAAGCCGUACAUUUCCUGUACGUAUUAAUUUUGGUGACACCAAGUUAAGGGUUAUUUACGCCAAAGUGACGAUUACGUCUUCAUUUGUUAAUUCGUGUACUAAAAACAAAGUAGGAAGAUGUUGACCAGUGAACGAUGGAUUCACUGUUUGUUUGUUUUUUUGUUUUGUUUUGUCUUUUAGGUAAAGAUCGUCAGUUAUGCAGUGUGGAGCUUAAACAGAUCAUGAGCCGGGCACGUCAGACAAACUCCGUGGUGCCACUGAAUCCUCUCGCUUCACAAGCAAUCGAGAAAAUUACUAACUGCCAUUUGUUUGCUGUCGGACAGGUUUGUAGAAAAUUUUAUACGACCUUUUUAUUCACUAGCGUCAUAGAUAAAAAAGUUUCCAUUUGAAAUCGCAUUAAAAAUGGUUGUUUGUGAGGAACACAAAACUGUUUGCUUUACACUGAGGGUAAGCUCUAUGGGGUCUUAUAGUAAAGGGUUGUUAAAACUCAAAUUUAACAAAUGAAUUAACGAAUGACGGUUUAAAGGUAGCACUUCCACGUAGUGGUUCUUCGUCUACCUGAUUCCUGGUCGAAUGGGAAUUUGGAAGUGUUGGUUUUUGAGGAGAGGGGAAAACCGGAGUACCCGGAGAAAAACCUCUUGGAGCAAGGGAGAGAACCAACAACAAACUCAACCCACGUAUGGCGUCGACGCCAGGAUUUGAACCUAGCCACAUUGUGACGCACGUUUCUUCUUUUACAGUGUGAGGGUAAUUAUUACAUUUGUGCAGCCACUCCAAACAGUAUUCUGUUAUUGCGGUACAACGCUGGCAUCGGAACAUUUUGUACUCGCAAGGUAAGCGUUAUGUUCGCUCACUUUUGUUCAUGUCCCAUUUUUUUGCCUCAUUAACAUAUGCUUAUCUGAUGAAGCUGAUAAAAUAAAACCUCUGAAUAUUGGAAGAGCAUAACAAUUUCAGUUAACUAAGAAUUUGAACCCGAUAAACCGAAUUUUUUCGGAUAAAUUCUCUUUUAAAAACUCGAAAUUUUUCCAGAGAAUGUAUGGCUCGUUUUUUGCCACCCAGCAUUUUCGCAGUUUUUUAUGGCUGAUAUUUCCUUCAAUAUUGCUUGCAAAUGAGUGAAAAUUGCGCCCACGGCUUCUAUGACAAUGACAUCAGCAGAUAUUUGCCUAUUCGUUCGCAGGAGAUUGAGACCAGCGAGCCUUGCAAUUGCAUUCAUUUCAAUAACAGUCACGUGAUCUACGGUACUGGCAAGUUCUACACCCUUGACAUCAAGCAACACACUGUAAAAGGUUGGCUUAAUUUCUGUUUGUUUUGAAAGUUUUUUUAUUUGUGUUUGCUGCCUGGUUUUGUUUAACCUUAAUUUUGGUGUCGAGUUCGGCCUGUUCUUCGUUCUUUGGUGUAUUACUUGCAUUGAUUCACCAACUGAACAAAAACUAAUUAAUCAGUAAAUAGUGUGACCAAACUUCUUUUCUCUUUUGCAGAAUUCCUGGACUCUAAGGACCCGUCCCUUGCGUUUGCCGUGUUUGGCGCCUCGCAACUAAACAUCUUUCCUAUUGCUGUGCUGGAUGUCACUAGCCGCGGCUCAAACAGUGAAGAAUUUCUGCUUUGCUUUAAUGGUAAGCCCGUAGGAUAAAGCGAUGCCUGUACGCAUCUGAGGAUAGCCUGCGUCAUAAAGAGACGGACCCUUCCUAGUCCCUAGGCCACGUUACUCCUCGCGGCCUAUUCUUUUCUGAAACGUUGCAGAGCGACGUCUCCGCUACGUCACCGAAAUGCAUUGACUGAGAGGGCCUGGGAAGUUGCCUUCACAGGGUCAAUGGCGGAGGUGGGGAAUUUUCGAGCAGCAUCAAUUUUAUUCUUUGACAUUUCCCUUGUCAUUUCAGUUAAGUUUUCCGUUCAUGUUUAUCUAGUAGAUUUUUUAAAACGAUUCUAACGAAAUUUGAAGCCAUUUGAGUGAAAAAGGACCAAAAGGCAGGUUUUUUUGCGCUCGACAAUCACACCAGAUAGAGCGAGGAGAAAGAAAGAAGGAGAAGAGGAAGAAAACAGUGGUUGCACUCUUAGUUGUUAUUUUAUAAAAACUGCUUGACGGAAGAGGCGGAAGUCUAUUUGGUGGUAACGUUUUGAAAAAUCCUCUUCUUCGCUCCCCUCCCCGAUAACUUUUCCAAUUUACCAUUUGCACAUCUCCCGUAAUACACCAAUUUUGUCCCCCAACAUUUUGCACAACCAUUGUUGUUUAUUCCUCCUGGGUAUUACAGUCUUCUCAAGACAAAUUGAAGACAAUACUUACACACAAUUUGAGCGGUUGCUUUUAUGAUGCACUGAAUUUGGUGGCAGAUGAAUUUCGUGACACAGCUUUAAUUCUGACUAACUACCCCUCGUUCUCUUGUGCUUUUUUUAGAGUUCGGAGUGUUUGUAAACAGUGCUGGACGUCAUAGCAGGCAAAAGCCUCUCAUGUGGAGCAGACUUCCGCUUGCGUUUGGUGAGUAUUUAUAUGUUCUAUCCUGCGCCAGAACGUUUAUACUUUUAAUUUAUUCUAUUUUAAUAUAUAUAUAUAUUUAUAUAUUUUUGUUUCUUUCUUUUAGCCUACAGUGAACCCUUCCUCUUUGUCACACAUUUUAACUCGAUUGACGUCUGUGAAAUACCACUCAGCAAUGCAGAGAAUCCUAGGUAAGAAUUACCGUAUUUAUACUUGAGGCCGUCGAACACUUUCGGGCGAAUACGCCAUUUCCGAGUUCCAAAAACGCUCACUUUUAUAAACGAGGCUAAGUGCAAAACCUACCAGUGGAUUAGCGCUUAACCUCGCUUUGAAACAGAGGCGUGGGUGAACUCGGAAAUAGCCUAUUGAACAUCUGGCCGGCUUUAAGUCUCUUCAUGUCGAUCAAGCGUACUUCAGGGCCCAGUUGUUCAAAAGGUGGAUAACCCCGCAAUUGGUCCCCUAAAUACUCGAACUACAUUAAUAUUUACACUACAUAAUACUCCCUGGAUACUGAUUUUUCCGGUGGAUAGCGCUAUCCAACCUUUUAACCGAAGGGGUUAAAUGUUUAAUUUAGCGUCAAGAUGCCGUCUGUUAAUCCCUGUCCUUACUUGCAAUGAGCAUCAGGUGGAUUACACAUGCGCAGGGACUUACAUAUUUUGCGCUAGUAGCUAAUGUUAGCGCUAACGAACGAUUGCGGCAUGGGUAGAAAAGACGUUUUUCUUGACGACGACAAAAGUAUGGAUACCAGAAGACAAUAUUAUGAAGUUAUCUGUUUAUGCUUAUGUUGUGGCUGGUUUCAAGUUUGUCGUUUUAUUCUCACCUUUCCUCUUUACACAUUUAGUUAGUUGACUAAUUCAUUUUUUGCAGUCGUUAUGCACACAAAUUUCUGGAAAUUCGGAAUCCGCGUGUUCUUGGUCCAGCUGUAUCUUCAGGGGCAGUUUACCUCGCUUCCACGUUACAGGAGCAAGUAGAAAUGCUUUGUUUCCAGGGAACGUCUGCUCUUGCGAGCGUCUUCCAAUUCCAACCGGAGGAUGACGACGACAACAUGUCGAUCAUCUCCGAGCUAUCCCGAUUGUCAAGCCCGAGUCGCCGAUCAUCUCCGGCUUUGGCUCGUUCACCUUCUUGGAGUCCUGGAACUGCCAAAGUGAAGUCGCUCAGAGAAGGAAGUCUGAAAAAGAGCAGUUCUUUUCGAACUGUAAUGCCGCUGAGAGAAGAAAAUAUGUAAAUGAUCAUGAUCAAUUGCAAAACAAAUAGAGUGACUUUCGAAUUAGCUGGAAAAAAAAAGGUCGCUUUAGGAAAACCUUGGACGUUUUCCGCUAAAAAUAUCAAAGACGUGGAUGUCCUUGUCCUACUCGUCUAAGCCUGUUUCAUCCUUUUAUAGUAAUGUGCAGAGAUCGUGAACAAUGAAGCAAAAACGCGC